This is a messenger RNA of Monoraphidium neglectum, 185 nucleotides long. RefSeq lists its product as hypothetical. Lineage: Eukaryota; Viridiplantae; Chlorophyta; Chlorophyceae; Sphaeropleales; Selenastraceae. The annotation marks the transcript as partial. The transcript has a single exon. The record is from RefSeq and is a predicted model, not a curated record.
AUGGCCGCCGCCGCCGCGGCAGCUGCCUCCGCCGCGGCCGCCCCUGAUCCCUCCGCCCUCGCCGCCGCCGCCGCCUCCGCCGUCCCCGGCCCCGCCGCCGCGCAGCUGGCCGCCGCGGCCGCCGCGGCGGCGUUUGCGGAGCCGCUCGCGGCGGCGGUCGCGAACGCGACGGCGGCGCUUGGGGC